AUGAAUCGUCGACAUAGCCAGACGAUUCCUCGUCGAAGCCGUAGUUCCCGUGAGCCACGGUCUAAUCGACACAGUCUCAAUGGUAUUGCACCAUCAGAGGACAAUAGCACCAGGUUGGCUCGUGGUCGGACUGAGAGUUUUCAUGUUGACGAGAAUUCGCAUCGUGACCGAUCGCAUCUUGAGCCUAAUCGUAGAGAAGGCAGUCGGCAUCGCUAUGAGGGUAAACAUCAGUCUCCACUGCACACAGGCCACCAUGAGCAACGGCAGUACAUGUAUGAGGGAGCCGCACCGGAUUACGGUCGACGUUCCGGAGGUCGCACAUACAGGUAUGGGUCUCGCGAUGGCGUCCCCGUGCAACGUACCGAGCAAGGCACUUAUAGCCACCAUCGACCGGACAAUGCCGGCGGCCAUCACUACAACGAGGAACCUCGUUCACGACGGGCCUCAGUGAGAGAAGCAUACCCGGAGUAUCGUCGGGGAAGAGUGUCCAUGGAUGAUAUCCAACUGCCGCCUGUCGCUGCUGCUCCCGGAUAUACGGAUAGGUAUCGUGAUGUUGCGACAGAAUCGCAUGGCUAUCGUCGCGAGCCGGAGGAGCAACAAUCGGAGUCUAAACAUAGCAAGAAUUCGCCCAGACUAUCGAAGGCAACAAGCAUGGCCCAUAAAGAGAAACAGAGGAGCUCGGCAAGACGGGUAUCUAGUGUUGCAUGCCAAGCCGACAUUCCGAAGCCCGAGAGGGCGGGCUCAGCAAACUUAUGCCAGGAUGAAGCGAAGCAACAGGCCACCGAGGCCGUUCUAGACCGGAACGGUGGCGAGAAAAAAGAUCAACGCCUUUCUGUUUAUGUGAAUACUAACGUGACUCAAAUAGCCGAGAGCGCCGGCGGCGUCGCGAUGUUAGGCGGGAGCAUAGCUCGCGGCACGAUGAAAGGUGUACAGAACCGCGAUCCCAGCGGCAAUAUAGAUCCGCCCGACCCCGUCAUGAGCGUGAAGAAGCAUGCCAAAUUAUGUGAAGGGCCAGGGGCAAACGGCCAGAUGCACGAGAGGACACUUUGA
This is a messenger RNA of Neoarthrinium moseri, 1050 nucleotides long. RefSeq lists its product as uncharacterized. The transcript is spliced from 2 exons. Lineage: Eukaryota; Fungi; Ascomycota; Sordariomycetes; Amphisphaeriales; Apiosporaceae. The coding region runs from base 1 to 1050 and encodes 349 amino acids. The record is from RefSeq and is a predicted model, not a curated record.